AUAAUAGUGUAGAGUAGUGACUAGUGUCUAGUGAUAUCAAAGAGUGCAUCUGAGCUGCUAAAGCUGUUUGAAGUUGGCGCCCUUAUGAGGGAAUUUCUUCAUUCUCCCAAUCACCAUGAAGAAAAAAAGGCCUAAACCCUCCUCCUACCGCACUCUGUUUCCGCCGGAGCCAUCCUUAAAUUCUCUGCCCUCAUCCAAGGCCGACUUUUCCCGGUUGAUCGCCGUCGUUUCCAUCGCCGCCGCGGUGGCGCUUGCCUGCAAUUUCAUUACCGCUUCCCUUAAUCAGCCGCCUAAGCCCUUCUGCGAUACUACUGAUGACCUCAAUGAUCCCCUCUCUGAAUACUGCCAACCAUGUCCCACAAAUGGAGUAUGUUAUGAUGGCAAGUUGACUUGUGAUCAAGGCUUUAGAAAGCAGGGAAAUCUAUGUGUUGAAGAUGGGGAUAUUAGUAGAGCUGCUAAAAAACUUUCACAAUGGGUAGAAGAUCGUGUAUGUGGAGCUUAUGCUCAACUUUUGUGCAGUGGAACUGGAAAGUGUUGGAUUGAGGUGGAUGAGCUGUUGGAUAACUUGGAUAGAAUGAGUGAUAAUCGUAACCUGGAUAAGGCCAUAUACAUGCCUACAAAACAAAAAGCUAUGGAGACUAUCCGUAGUGCUCUGGAGACAAGAAGAGACAAUCAAGGUGUUGAAGAACUCAAGUGCCCAGAGUUGCUUGUUGACAAUUAUAAACCACUCAGUUGUGUCGUGCGCCAGUGGAUUAUCAAGCAUGCAUUACUUUUGGUCCCGGCUUGUGCAUUGAUUGUUGGAUGCAUACUAAUUGCUUGUAGGGCAUAUCAGAGACAUCUCUUGUCUGUUAGAGCUGAGCAACUUUACCAUGAGGUUUGUGACAUACUUGAAGAAAAACCGUUAGUCUCCAAGAAUGGUAGUGGUGAAGGUGAACCCUGGGUGGUCGCAUCCUCUUUGAGAGACCAUCUUCUCUUGCCCAAGGAGAGAAAGGAUCCGUUUCUAUGGAGAAAGGUUGAGGAGUUGGUUCAAGAAGAUUCUCGUGUAGAUCAGUACCCGAAGUUAGUAAAGGGUGAAUCUAAGGUUGUAUGGGAGUGGCAAGUUGAAGGCUCUGUAGGCUCUUCAGGAAAGAGAAAAAAGAAUGCCGGAAGUGCCAAGGAAUCCAUGAAUUCAUCUGCUAAUGUUCUUCGCAGGAUGCAUGCUGCAUGAUGGGCAAAGAUAUUGCUGUUAAGAUUUCUUCAAGAUGGCUUGGAGCUCCCUUGAGCGUGAAUGCUAUUCUUGAGUAUAUGAUUUCUGUAGUUGGGAUAAAGCCGUUGUGCAAUUGUAUUUGUCACCUACUAGUCAAGCUGGUUUCUGUCGCACUUGGCCUGCAUUCUUUUAGUGCUCUCUUCUUGUAUGAAGUUUAUUUCCUCUCACAUUUGGAACUCUUCUUUGUAACUCAAAAUGUUUGUACAAUGUUGAUCUCACAUGUCCGGAUGUUUGUUUUUCUAGUAUUUAUAGUAUAGUACUCUCUCCGUCCCAAACGAAAUGUCCUGUUUUCUUUUUGGACUGUCCCAAACGAAAUGUCCUAUUUCCUUUUUUGGCAAUACACUCUCUCUAUACUUAAUAUUUAAAUAAUUUCCACCAAUCCACUUUAUCUACUUUAUACACAUUUCUUAAUCUCCGUGCCGAAAAGAAAUAGGACAUUUCGUUUGGGACGAAUGGAGUAUUUUGUAAUUUUUGUAAGAAAAGAUGAACGUUAAUAUUGAUUCUCAGAUAUUGUGCGAGAGCCUCAUUUUAUAAUAUUGAUGCACUUAUACUUU
Salvia miltiorrhiza (redroot sage) is the source of this 1800-nucleotide messenger RNA. RefSeq lists its product as uncharacterized. NCBI's taxonomy places the organism in Eukaryota, Viridiplantae, Streptophyta, Magnoliopsida, Lamiales, Lamiaceae. Gene Ontology annotation, molecular function: chromatin binding. The transcript is spliced from 10 exons. The coding region runs from base 116 to 1207 and encodes 363 amino acids. Gene Ontology annotation, cellular component: nuclear inner membrane. The record is from RefSeq and is a predicted model, not a curated record.